Messenger RNA from Carassius gibelio (silver crucian carp), 4460 nucleotides. It is a transcript of the gene tmem168b, whose product is annotated as transmembrane protein 168b. The record is from RefSeq and is a predicted model, not a curated record. Bases 651 to 2753 code for a protein of 700 amino acids. NCBI's taxonomy places the organism in Eukaryota, Metazoa, Chordata, Actinopteri, Cypriniformes, Cyprinidae. The transcript is spliced from 4 exons.
UGUCCUUUCGGGGAUUCCGUAGCGCCUUAAAUUCCGACGUGCAAACAUGGCGGACAUUGAGCGAAGUUUAGGCGAUGGUUCGGGAUUUUGUGCUAGAAAUUUCCAGUUUUAGUUGCUUUUCUGUAAACGACUACGACCAAUGACUUGUUUAUCUACUGGCGUAUUUCUUUUAGUUCGAUUUAAUGGAUGUUACUCUCGUCGUGAACCGAAGCAACACAUUCUUUGAACUUUCUGAUGCCGGUAAACGCACUGAAUCGGCUCGACGAAAUCAGACUGACAGCACAUUAACACUCCUCACCUCUUAUAUGUACCCUUAUCUAAUAACUUAAGACGAGUUUAUCAUUUGCACAUUUAUUUCACGCCUUCGUUAUACCAUGACCUUGAGUUGAAAACAGCUCGGUUCAUUCAGCAGUAACAGGUGGAUGUUUACAAUCGCUGUACUCUAACAGCCUACUCUAACAUUUGUACUAAAAUGUCUCUCAUAACGGUUUAGUUUGAGAUUGACCUCAAAUCCACCAUACAACAUGACCGUUUUUUGCUGAAUAGUUAUGUCGCGAAUAAUUGUUCGUGUUGUGAUUAUAUAAAGUACGUCACUCGCGACGUUGACGUCUGCUAGUUUUUCUGCUGUUGAGCCAGUUUUAACUGCAGCGAUGUGCAAGCUGCUCAAGUAUUGCUUCAGUCACUUCCUUUACGCUGCGAUGACCCGGCUGGACGAAGCCAACAAAGGGGUCAACAUGUGGUCAUCCAUUCGGUACCUCGGUUACCUGUCCAGCCUGAACUCCCUGGUGGCCAUUUGUCUGGGUAUUUACGUACAAUGGGAGAAAACCGCAGACACCGUCAUCAUGGUCAUUUUCAUUUUGGGCCUCUUCGUUCUUGGGAUUGCCUGUAUUCUCCACUAUUACUUCGGCAUGGAGAGCGUCAGCCUGUUUCUCCUGCAUCUGUGGUUUGGUUUCCUUUUGGGUUUGCUGUGCUUCGUCAACGUCCCAUCCAAAGAGCUGGAUGUUAAGGAGCAGGUUGCCAACUAUAUGUUAAUAGCGAGCAUUGUGAUACGAAUCCUAUGGGCUUUGGUUGGAAGAAUGUGCGGUUAUACCCGACAUCAACCCGCCUUCCUCACUUCAAGGGAAGCUUUGGAGCUCACAGGCUUCGCUGUGGCCAGCACAACCUUAGUCAGCCAAAAAUCCAUAAGCCUUGUGGUCCUGUCACUGGCUUUGGCUGCUGUAAUUGUGGAUUUGCGCAUGAAGUCCCUCUUGGCGAUCCCAAACCUGGUCUGCUUCUCGGUUGUCGCCGCAUUCUUCUUCCAGGAGUCUUUAGGAGUGUCCACCAACCCCUACGCCUUGUCCUGCUUCUUCAGCCGCCUCGUCUGCGACCCAUUCCUGGACAUCUACUUCAGCGGGCUUUCGGUCACCGAACGCUGGUCGCCGCUGCUACUGAGAAGAGGCCUGUGGAGACGCUUAACGCUUCUUCCUCUGGUGGUCAUGGAGGUGAUGUUUUUAGUCGUGGCCGCUCUGAAGAUGAGCGAUCUGGAUCGGUGGUACCUGCUCAUCCCGGGUCUUUCAGGAUCUGCUCUUUUCUGGAUCAUCUGCCACCUGGUUUUUCUCGUCACGCUGUGGGGUUUUCACAGCAAGCUGAGUGACUGUCAGAGGAUGUGUAUACUGCACACGUCAGAGGCUGGAGAGCUGGACAGGAUCAUGGCGUCUAAGGGGAUGAGGCACUUCUGUCUCAUUUCGAAACGCCUUGUGCUCUUCAGCCUGAUGUCCACCAUCAUACUCGGGGCUCUGGGUUGGCAGAUGUCCAACAGUCUGUUUAUUGCGUUGUUUCUGCUGGUGCUUCCUCUGGAGUCACUAGCCCACGGUCUCUUCCACGAGCUGGGAAACAGCCUCGGAGGAACCUGUGUCGGCUACGCUGUGGUGAUUCCUACCAACUAUUGCAGCCCAGACGGUCAACCCAUCCUGCUCCCCCCGGCGCAUGUGCAGGAGCUCAACCUGCGCUCCACAGGGAUUCUUAACAACGUGCAGCGCUUCUUCUCUCAUCACAUGAUCGAGACCUAUGGUUGUGAUUACUCCACGAGCGGCUUGAGUUUGGAAGCCCUGCAAGCCAAGCUCCGCAUUUUCAUGGAGGCGCACACGGCUGACGGCCCACGACACGACACCUACGUGCUGUAUUACAGCGGACACACACACCGCAGCGGAGAGUGGGCUCUAGCAGGUGGAGAUGUUUUACGUCUAGAUGAGAUUGUGCAGCUUUGGAGAGAAAAGAACGCCGGAAUCUGUUCCCGUCUCAUCAUUAUUCUUGACACCGACAACUCGCUCCCCUGGGUGAAGGAGGUGCAGAAAAUCGAGGGACUUUAUGUAGCGGUUCAAGGAGCAGUGCUGUCUAGUUCCACAGACCCGGAGGUCCAGGACGCGCCUCAGCUCGGGGACUUCACCUGUCAAUGGGUUGAUUUUAACUGCAACCCUGACAGUAUAGUUCGGUGGUCUGAGAGCGGGCGGCCCAUCCGAGCAGCCUAUGGCAUCUCCAGACACUGGAGCGACUACAAGCUUCACCUGCCGACUGAAAGCGACGUCACCAGGCACUGGAGACUCUUCUUCCCACGCCUGACCUACCCUGUGGUUCAGCUCGCUCACUGGUGCGGUGGGUUGAACCUCUUUUGGGUUUGCGGUUACUGUGUUCGACUGCUCCGAAGGAUCAAACUCACGUGGUGCCCACCUGCGGUGCUGGAUACAGGCCAAGGUUUCAAACUGGUUAAAUCGUAGGACAGGACCUAAAGUGUGGCGAUGCUGGUCUGAGCUGUGUCUGGACACGGUUAGGUGACGAUCAUCUACGGCAGCUUUAGGUUGUGUUGACCAGCACAGCGAUUUAUAAAACCUCAGGUGUAAAAACACUCCAUGUGGAAAAGAAAUAGCUAAAAAUUGGCCAACGUACAUACAGGAAUGUCAUUCGUUACUCAGCAAUGGUGAAUUUUCUGGUGAACCAAUCAACAUUUCUGGGUCAUAGGUCACCUCUAAAUCAAAAGGUAGAUAAACAGAAGAUCUAUUUUGCAUAAAGAAAUAAAAUCGAUUUUUUUAAUGACAAUCACAAUCACAAUAAAAUGAUGUCAUUGUAAUAUGUACAAAUAUUUUAUUUUUGAUUAAAUUAUCUUAUUAGAAUCCUUUUUGGUAACCCCCCCCCCCUUUUUUACACGCACAACAUAUACAAAGUUUUUUUUUUUAUUACGGUAAAAAAAAACAAAAUCCCUGAUUACAUUUUGAAAAAUGUCAAUACCAUGAUGCAAAAUGUUUUGAUUUAAAAUUAAAAAUUAUUUUUAUGUGAAUUAUAUUAUUGUUGUUAUAUUAUACAACAAUAUACAGGGUUUCUUUUAUUACAGUAAAAAAUAUCCCCGUGAUGAUUAAUGCAAAAUUUAAUUACCAUAAUGCAAAAUAUUCUUUGAUUUAAAAUGUAUUCAAAAUGAUUGUUUAUAUUACAUAAAAUUAUCAAAAUAUAUGAAAAUGAUUGCAGUAAAAAAAUGAUAAUCAUCACAUAAACGCAAAUUUCUAUACUUAAUUGUCAUGAAAAUAAUUGUUUUAAUUAAUGACCGUAAAAUGUUUUAAUUUUUUAUGCAAAAUAUUUUUUUCCUUUUUGAUUUGAUAAUGGUAAAUUAUGGCCUGGAGAUUGUUAUUAUGAGAUUCACAUACAAUUAGUUACUGAUGGGCCUAACAGCAUUGCACCCACUAACCAAUUCAGCUGUUACAGCUUUAACUUCUUGAAUUUUUUUAACUCCCACUGCCAUUUUAACGCUUCUUUUUUUCAUGACUUUUGUAAACUCUCAGUUAUAAUGUAUCGGCACUAAACUGUUGAAUGCAGCAUUUAUACACCGAUCCAGCAGCACAGCAUGAAACACAUUACCAGCUCAGCCAUUUUGCAGUGCCGCCUCUUAACUGCACUAGACAAUGCACAGCCUUAUAUUUGGUAUCUAUACAAGGGACGUAGUGUCCAUUUAACACUAUAACCCACACAUUCAGAUCUGUCCAGUGGAGUAGUGUAUUUAUGUAUUUUGUUUCAUUUGUUUAUACAGAAAAAGUUUUUUUACUGCCCUUUAUAAAUGGAUAAAUUCUUACUAAUUUGUAUAGUUUGGUAGGUCUCGAUUAGUUAAGUAUAUCUGACUAAUAAUGUUGUGUGUUGCUAGCACUUACAGCAGUUUGGGUUAAGUGUUUAUACUAGUAGUGACAAGUGCCUUGGCUAAAAUUAAUCCUCCCAAAAAGACACGAGGAUUUACUCCUUGUAAAAUAUGCAAUAUUUAUUGAUUGACUUAAGACAUGUAUCGAAGAGGUCUAAGGCUUUGAGUUUUUUUUUAAGGAACCUGUCAAUGGCUUUAACAAAGAAUGAACGAGACGCUGGGAUGAUUUCAAUGAUUGUUUGUGUUUGAAAUCAGACAUGAGAAUGAAUUCGAUAUUUUGAUAAUAAAACUGGCUCUUUUACUGCAA